GGCGGGUCCCAGUUUCCUUUCAGUCACAGAGCAGAGCUGAGCAGUGUUUCAUAUAUAUCGCUCGCUCUGUGGCACGGGGGCUGCACUUCGGGCUUCAUUAGUCGGGACUUUGGGGACAUUUCCAGGCUAGCCUGUGCCGUGGAGGUACCCGGGAGAAGCGGCGGGUGGGGCCGUGGCUCGCGAUCUAUCGCACUAUCUGGGGCUGUGUCGCGACAUAUCGCUGCCAUGGGCUGCACCGUGAGCGCUGAAGACAAAGCGGCAGCAGAGAGAUCGAAAAACAUCGAUAAAAACCUGAGGGAGGAUGGAGAGAAGGCGGCCAGGGAGGUGAAACUGCUGCUGUUGGGUGCAGGUGAAUCGGGAAAGAGCACAAUUGUCAAGCAGAUGAAGAUCAUUCACGAGGAUGGCUAUUCUGAAGAAGAGUGCCGCCAGUAUCGGGCUGUGGUCUUCAGUAACACCAUCCAGUCCAUUAUGGCAAUUAUUAAGGCCAUGGGCAACCUCAAGAUUGACUUUGGAGACCCUGCCAGGGCGGACGAUGCAAGGCAGUUAUUUGCUCUCUCCAGCACUGCAGAAGAACAGGGUAUACUCCCGGAAGACCUGUCUGGGGUUAUUCGCAGACUCUGGGCCGACCCAGGGGUGCAAGCCUGCUUUAGCCGAUCCCGCGAAUAUCAGCUCAAUGAUUCCGCCGCAUAUUAUCUCAACGAUCUGGAGCGCAUUGCUCGGUCUGAUUAUGUUCCCACUCAGCAAGAUGUUCUGAGGACACGGGUGAAAACUACUGGAAUUGUGGAGACGCACUUCACCUUCAAAGACCUGCACUUCAAAAUGUUUGAUGUGGGGGGACAGCGAUCUGAGCGAAAGAAAUGGAUCCACUGCUUUGAGGGAGUGACUGCAAUUAUUUUUUGUGUGGCGCUCAGUGCCUACGACCUGGUGUUGGCAGAGGAUGAAGAAAUGAAUCGGAUGCACGAGAGCAUGAAAUUAUUUGACAGCAUCUGUAACAACAAAUGGUUCACUGAGACUUCCAUCAUCCUCUUCCUCAACAAAAAGGAUCUCUUUGAGGAGAAGAUCCCCCACAGCCCUCUCAGUAUCUGCUUCCCUGAGUACUCUGGUGCCAAUCAGUACGAUGAGGCUGCUAGUUACAUCCAGACUAAGUUUGAGGAUUUAAACAAGAGACGUGACACAAAGGAGAUCUAUACACAUUUCACGUGUGCCACCGACACAAAAAAUGUACAGUUUGUCUUUGAUGCUGUGACGGACGUUAUCAUCAAGAACAACCUGAAGGACUGUGGCCUCUUCUAACGAACAGGGCUGAGCCAGUGAUGUGUGCAUAUUGGGGGAGGGAAGCACCUUCCAGGCGUCUGUGGAUUUUACAGUUUUUAUCCCAAGUUUGUUGCAUUUUGUAAUUUUACCUUUCUCCUGCUGGAUCAAAGUGUGCUGAAUGGAGCAAUACUCUUUCAAAAGCUGUGCUUCUCAGGCCGUGUGCUGGACAGUGUACAGUUCUUACCAGUUUUCACUUUUUAUAAACCUGGAACAUUUCCGGUGCCACCAGGGGGGAAAGCAUUUCGGCGGAAGCUUCCUGUGUCUUUGAGGAAGUCCAAGUCCAUCCUGAAUCAUUCCUGAAUCCCAGCAGUCAAUGCUAUUUACCGGGUGGGCAAUUCAAGUGUCCGUUCUGGAUACCCGCACCCUUUAAACCAAGGGCUGUUUUGGACAAGUUCAUGUUGCGUAUAUAAAAGCACCAGCCUCUGAUUUGUGAUGCACGUGUGUGCGCGUGCAUGCAAGUGGUUAAUGGUGAUUACUAGCUCCUUGGUUACAAAGACUUCAUCUGCAGGACCAACCAGCGGCAAAGGAUCCCCCCGUCUGAUUCUAUAGCUAUGGCUUGCUUGUUGGACCUUCAGUAGUCCAGUACAAUAAAGCCUUUGGCCACCAG
Molecule: messenger RNA, 1921 nt
Organism: Xenopus laevis (African clawed frog)
Lineage: Eukaryota; Metazoa; Chordata; Amphibia; Anura; Pipidae
Gene: gnai2.L
Product: guanine nucleotide-binding protein G(i) subunit alpha-2
Exons: 9
Coding region: 226-1293 (355 amino acids)
Biological process (GO): G protein-coupled receptor signaling pathway; adenylate cyclase-modulating G protein-coupled receptor signaling pathway; adenylate cyclase-inhibiting G protein-coupled receptor signaling pathway
Cellular component (GO): plasma membrane; cytoplasm; heterotrimeric G-protein complex
Molecular function (GO): G-protein beta/gamma-subunit complex binding; guanyl nucleotide binding; GTP binding
Source: RefSeq, a predicted model, not a curated record